Molecule: messenger RNA, 1805 nt
Organism: Magallana angulata
Lineage: Eukaryota; Metazoa; Mollusca; Bivalvia; Ostreida; Ostreidae
Exons: 10
Coding region: 1-1656 (551 amino acids)
Source: RefSeq, a predicted model, not a curated record
AUGAUAAAGAAGGGAGCUGUGGAAAGAUUAUUUAUUUAUCUAUUAUACCCCUGUAUAGCAGGUAGUAAAUCUGACACGGUGGAAUGGAACUCUGAAUGGGAGGAAGCCAACAACCGUUGUAAAUCUCAAAACGACUCUUUGGUUCGUAUACAUGACAUACACAAUCAUCAAUCAAUAAUGAUUGAAUAUUCCUCGAUCUGGUCCUCAGUUAAAGGGAAAUAUACUCCAUGGAUUGCCUACAGAGGCUGUUAUGAAGGAGGCCUCUGCGAGGGACAUUGUGAUAAGCUCAUCAACAACACUAUUGGGAACUGUUAUUUCCAUUGUAAAUCUAAUAACUAUUCUGAAGGAGGAUGUGCAGACACUGAAGAAUUUUACUUUGCACUUCAGGAAAAUCUUUGCUCAUGUCUGUGUGAUAAAACCAAACUUUCUAAGAUCUCUGAAAGUAUUAACUGCAGCUUAUCGUGUGAGCAGGAUAUCAACAAAGGCGAAUGUGGCGGAAAAACUUUUUUUAGCAAAUAUGAAGUAAUAACUGUAAAUUUGUCCAAAAGAUCAUUUCGAGGGUUUUGCUUGGCUUGUCGAAAGCAAGAUGGACGGAUACAGUUAUCUAGCAUGGAGUGUGAUGCAACUGCAAAUGGAUAUUGUGUUGCUAACAAUAACGACGUAACUGCAAAGGACACACAGAUGUCAUCAUUCGAUGAGUACUGGAACCGAUGUAAAAAGGGCAACCUUUAUAUUGUUGGGAACACGGAAUAUAUAUGUCAAAAAAGUAACACAUAUCUUUGGACUGGAUUACGAAAAUACAUAAUAGAAAGUGUAAAAAGUGAUCACAACUGUUAUAGUAUCGACAAAUAUAGAUAUACAAUCAGCUAUACAGAGAGAAAUUGUACAGAAAGUCUUCCAGUGAUUUGCAAACAACACAUUUAUACGGACGUUUACAGUACCCAAAAAAUAAAAACUUCGAAAAGCAUAACUCCAACCCUGCCUCUUUUUGAUUACUCAGCAACAACGAAACUAACUACUUCAACUAUGAAACCUGUAUAUUUUCAUGCGACAUCCAUGAAAAUCUCUAGCAGUAAUUCAGAAUCAAGUCUGGAUAAAAUCGAUUCAACGACGUCUACCGAAUCGGCAGAAACUAGCCCAACAACAAUUGCAGGUGCAAGUAUUGCAGGAAUAGUGGCUGUGAUAUCUUUCGUAUGUCUCGUAUUGUGUUUAAUAAAACGACGAAAGUUACAAUGUCUGCAUUCAGAACAAAAACAAGUCAAACGGCCGAAUAUGUUUGACAACAGCACUUACGAUGACCUUACCGUGACAAACCAAAGACAUAAUGACACCCACACGAAUUCUUCUCCAGAAUAUGAUAACCAGGAGGGUAUUGGUAAAAUAGACGAUAUUUAUGUGGAAAAAGAAGAAGAAGAAUAUGACCAUCUACAUGCUAGUAGACAGAAACAUUUAAAUAAAGAUAACAAAGGCAAUGAAUAUGGCACUGCCUGCUACUUAGAAGAUAAUUCUUACUCUACGUUGGGACAAAGCAGAAAUCCUGAGCCUGAUCUAGAUAACGGAUACAGUACCAUGCCCUCUUUGGAAAACAAUGGUUCUUCUGUUGGUAACUCAGAGUAUGACUUUUGCUAUCAAAUGAAUCAAAGAAAAGAUUGGUAGCCUUAUCUACCAAACAUUACAAACAAGUAGUGUCCUAUUUACAAUGACAUGUAGAUGUGUCCUAUUUCAAAUGCUGUGUCUGUUGUAUAAAAUGAUAUAUUUCUAUAAUAUUUUAUCGCAAAUUAUGGUUUUGGGGUAAUUAAAUGUUC